Molecule: messenger RNA, 294 nt
Organism: Macrosiphum euphorbiae (potato aphid)
Lineage: Eukaryota; Metazoa; Arthropoda; Insecta; Hemiptera; Aphididae
Source: the annotation of a GenBank genome assembly
AUGCCCCGUCUUACCAGUUACCAUCCCUCACAAAUCCAAUUUGUCAUCCUGAAAAAGUCUUUACAGACUGACCACUGCCUGCCAACGGCCACCUUAAGGCUUAUGCAUCUCGUAUGUGAUGUAGUCAAUUAUAGUCAUCAGUCAUUUUCCCGAGCCUGCCUAAGCCACUCUAGAGAUCGCAUUCUAAUUCCUCCGUCUGUUCACUGUUUGCCACCACCCUCGCCUGCUUCUCCUUUCAAUAUGUUACGACCAGCUGUCCCGCAGAAGAUGAUAAACGUCUCUUCCACGCUUUGA